This is a messenger RNA of Peromyscus eremicus (cactus mouse), 3477 nucleotides long. It is a transcript of the gene Lpcat1, whose product is annotated as lysophosphatidylcholine acyltransferase 1. Lineage: Eukaryota; Metazoa; Chordata; Mammalia; Rodentia; Cricetidae. The transcript is spliced from 14 exons. The record is from RefSeq and is a predicted model, not a curated record. Gene Ontology annotation, molecular function: calcium ion binding. Bases 65 to 1669 code for a protein of 534 amino acids.
CGCUCCGCUGAGCUCCGUCGGUUGUGCUCCAUCUGCACCGCUCGGUGCUCAGGCGCGGACCGCCAUGAGGCUGCGGGGCCGCGGGCCGCGGGCCGCCCCCUCCUCCAGCUCAGGGGCAGGCGACGCGCGGCGGCUAGCGCCCCCGGGAAGGAACCCCUUCGUGCACGAACUGCGGCUGAGCGCCCUGCAGAAGGCCCAGGUGGCUUUCAUGACGUUGACACUGUUCCCCAUCCGGCUCCUGUUUGCUGCUUUCAUGAUGCUGCUAGCCUGGCCCUUUGCACUUGUGGCCUCCCUGGGACCGCCUGACAAGGAGCCAGAGCAGCCCCUGGCCUUAUGGAGGAGGGUCGUGGACUUCCUGCUCAAGGCUAUCAUGCGCGCCAUGUGGUUUGCUGGCGGCUUCCACCGUGUGGCUGUGAAGGGGCGGCAGGCCCUGCCCGCCGAGGCUGCUAUCCUCACACUGGCACCACAUUCUUCCUACUUCGACGCCAUCCCUGUCACCAUGACCAUGUCCUCCAUUGUGAUGAAGGCGGAGAGCAGAGACAUCCCGAUCUGGGGAACUCUGAUACGGUACAUUCGGCCCGUGUUCGUGUCCCGGUCUGACCAGGACUCUCGGAGGAAAACCGUGGAGGAGAUCAAGCGACGGGCACAGUCGGAUGGAAAGUGGCCUCAGAUAAUGAUUUUUCCAGAAGGAACAUGCACGAAUAGGACCUGCCUCAUUACCUUCAAACCGGGUGCAUUCAUUCCUGGAGUUCCUGUCCAACCUGUGGUGCUACGUUACCCAAACAAACUGGACACUAUCACGUGGACGUGGCAAGGACCCGGAGCGUUGAAAAUCCUGUGGCUUACUCUGUGCCAGUUUCAAAACCAAGUGGAAAUCGAGUUCCUGCCCGUGUAUUGCCCUUCUGAGGAGGAGAAGAGGAAUCCUGCCCUAUAUGCCAGCAAUGUGCGACGCGUCAUGGCCAAGGCCCUGGGUGUCUCCGUAACUGACUACACAUUUGAGGAUUGCCAGUUGGCUUUGGCAGAAGGACAGCUCCGCUUGCCUGCUGACACCUGCCUGCUGGAGUUUGCCAGGCUCGUGAGGGGCCUCGGGCUGAAACCAGAAAAUCUUGAAAAAGAUCUAGACAAAUACUCAGAGAGUGCAAGGAUGAAGAGAGGAGAGAAGAUUGGGCUUCCAGAGUUUGCAGCCUACUUGGAAGUUCCUGUCUCAGAUGCGCUGGAGGACAUGUUCUCACUGUUUGACGAGAGCGGUGGCGGUGAGAUAGACCUUCGAGAAUAUGUGGUCGCCUUGUCCGUGGUGUGCAGGCCCUCCCAGACCCUGGCCACCAUCCAGCUGGCAUUCAAGAUGUAUGGAUCGCCUGAGGACGGCAGCAUAGAUGAGGCCAACCUGUCCUGCAUCCUCAAGACUGCUCUGGGUGUGUCAGAGUUAACAGUGACUGACUUGUUCCGGGCUAUUGACCAAGAGGAGAAGGGAAGAAUCACAUUUGAUGACUUCUGUGCGUUUGCAGAAAUGUACCCUGACUUCGCGGAGGACUAUUUGUACCCUGAUCAGACACAUUUUGACAACUGUGCACAGACAUCCCCAGCACCAACUCCCAAUGGCUUCUGCAUUGACUUCAGCCCUGAAAACUCAGACUUUGGGAGAAAGAAUUUUUGUAAGAAGGUGGACUAGAAUGGGAGAUUGCGGAGGAAUGAGGCCCCUCCUGCAUCACCGCCUGCCUCUAGUGGCCUGGAGCCUGCUUGAGUGUUCCGCCAUCUGCAUUUCCCUGUCUUCUCACGCCGUCUCUGUGGGUCUGCAGACCUGAGGUCCAAACGACUUGUGAUGUAUUUGUUUUCUGUCUCAGGGCCCAGCUGGGCAUUUGCAGGGAAGCUGUGUGUGUAUCCCACUUGCCCUUUGCAGGCGGGCAGGCAGGUAGGCAGGUGGGUGCUUGGGGCCUCCCUGUGGGGCGGGACUCCACAGGCUGAGUGGGCACAGGGAUGAUGGUGUGCUCACCUGGAACACGCUGGUCUUGAGUUUGUGUCAGUCUCUUCCCCUUGUCAUCUGUGUGGUGUGCACAGUGCAGGGCCUCUGCACACACCUCUCCUGGAACAGUCACCCUGUCCUGAUUCAGUGCCCCUGCCAUCUCUGGCUCACGAUGUGAUGGGGCGUCAUCCGAUUAUAAUGUUUCUGUGUUUGUGCAGGAGCUCGUGACUAUUUUAUAAACCUCACUUAGGUACUUUGGAAAACAUUCAACAUUUUUUUAAAAAAAAGAAAGAAAAUUGGUUUUCUACUUCAUUUUUCGUGUUAACAUACGGAUAUUUAUUUCCAGGCUUGUUUUUGAUAGACUCUGAGACUGUUUCCGGUGGCCACAGUUUAAAGGGCCUCCCUGCCCUCCUCCCAUUUAGGACCAUGGGACAUUUAGCCACAAAGACUGGCCCUGGGACCUGCUUGCCCCAUCUUUUUAUAAACAUUGCCAGUUUGGUAUUUCGGUUUCAAUGUAACAAAAUCUACUUCAUGUAACUGGUGAAAGCAUUGACGGAAUCAGACAGAGGGAAGGACUGGAAGGCGUCCCCUCGUCUUUAUGAAGUCACUCUAGCUUUGGAGCAGGCAUACUGAGGUGGGCCAGGAGGUCCUGUCCAGCCCCUGCAACCAGUUACCAUGGUGACUUAGGAAGAGCAGCCACCCUCUGAGCACAGGUGGCCUUCUUCUGUGGGGGUGACAGACCACAGUUUGCUGUGCUUGGCCCCCCAUGAAGUCAGGAAGGAACAGGGUCCAGGCCGUCACCUUCGGCAUUACCUGGUUUCAUCCUUUUUUAUGGCAAACUCAUCCUUAAAGCACAACAGUGACCAUAGGUUUAGUUUGUUUCGUAAGCAAUGGUUGCUUUGGAGUUUUGUUUUUUACUCCUGAAUUAGGUUUUACAUUCGGGGUGUUGCUAUAGAAAGUGGCAACCAGGCUAGUAAGUGCAGGAAGAGGUGUUGACUAACUUUCUCAGAGAGCGUUAAUAUGUGCUCCCCCCAAGAGAAAUACAUAAACAGAACCCCUCAACCUCAGUCACACAGCGCCACACUGCCGCAGGAUGGGCAGGGAGCUUGAUUUCUGGGCUCUUAGCUUGUUAGGUAUGAAUGAAAUGUGAACACGGCCUUCGUAGCCAACUGGUUGGUUUUUAUAACUAUAGAGUACAAAUUUCCAGAAGAGAAAAGCCACUAAAAGGCCAAUGAAGGAGACUAAUGAACUAAGAUGUCCCGAGGCUGGGGCUCUGCCCCACCAUCUGCAAGUGAAGGGUUCCUGUGGAAUGCCGCUGGGCAUGUUGAGGAAAUCCCGAGCAGACCUGGGACGGAUGUUCAAUCUCCUGAUAACUCUUGCUAGUAACCUCAGUCCGCGUCAGAACUGUGAAUGUACAUAGUGGGCAGGGACAGGGGCAGCGCCCACCCUGCCUGCGGGCUCCUUUGGGGUGCGGUCUUCAGGUUUUCCGUGGAAUAAACACAACACAGUGUAAAGUU